Molecule: messenger RNA, 4971 nt
Organism: Onychomys torridus (southern grasshopper mouse)
Lineage: Eukaryota; Metazoa; Chordata; Mammalia; Rodentia; Cricetidae
Gene: Ppm1f
Product: protein phosphatase, Mg2+/Mn2+ dependent 1F
Exons: 10
Coding region: 329-1678 (449 amino acids)
Biological process (GO): protein dephosphorylation; negative regulation of protein kinase activity
Cellular component (GO): cytosol
Molecular function (GO): cation binding; protein serine/threonine phosphatase activity
Source: RefSeq, a predicted model, not a curated record
GCCUGCGGCGCCCCAGGACGGGAAGUAGGCGUGGCCGGCCCAGAGCAGCUCGUGGGGAGCAUUGCGGCAGCCUGGCAGGCCCCUUGAGUGACAGAUGUCUUCACAAGUAUACCCUGGGACAAGUUCUGUGAACGGUUCUCACCAGAGGAACUGAGCCCAUCUCUACCUCAUGUUUCUCAGGUUGGCCUGUGACUCUGCAUGGAGCCCAGGAUGGUCUUGAACUUCUGAUCCUCAUGGCCCUACUUUUCAAGUGCAGGAUCACAGAGUGAAAACUGGCUGGAGACCGUCUCACCUCAACAUAACUGCAAGUCCCCGGGAUGCACCGGGCAUGGCCUCUGGAGCCCUACAGAACAGCAGCCAGAUGGCCUGUGACAGUGAGAUCCCAGGCUUCCUGGACACCCUCCUCCAAGACUUCCCAGCCCCACUGAGCCCAGAGAGCCCUUUGCCAUGGAAGGUCCCAGGGAUAGUACUGAGCCAGGAAGAGGUGGAGGCUGAGCUGGCUGAGCUGGCAAUGGGCUUCCUGGGCAGCAGGAAUGCUCCCCCACCAUUUGCUGCAGCUAUGACCCACAAGGCAAUUUCCCAGCUACUACAAACAGACCUUUCUGAAUUCAAGAAGUUGCCUGAACAAGAGGAGGAGGAAGAGGAGGAAGAGAAAGCCCUUGUGACCUUGCUUGAUGCCAAAGGCCUGGCACGGAGCUUCUUUAACUGCCUUUGGGAAGUAUGUAGCCAGUGGCAGAAGCAGGUGCCAUUGACUACUCAGGCCCCUCAGCGGCAGUGGCUGGUCUCUAUCCAUGCCAUCCGGAACACACGGCGCAAGAUGGAGGAUCGACAUGUUUCUCUUCCUACUUUCAACCACCUCUUCGGCUUGUCUGACUCUGUGGACCGCGCCUACUUUGCUGUGUUUGAUGGUCAUGGAGGAGUGGAUGCUGCAAGGUAUGCCUCUGUCCACGUGCACGCCAAUGCUUCCCACCAGCCAGAGCUGCUCACAGACCCGGCAGCGGCCCUCAGAGAAGCCUUCCAGCGCACUGAUGAGAUGUUUCUCAGGAAAGCCAAGCGAGAGCGACUGCAGAGUGGCACCACAGGUGUGUGUGCACUCAUCACAGGAGCAACCCUGCAUGUUGCCUGGCUUGGAGACUCCCAGGUCAUUCUGGUACAACAGGGCCAGGUAGUGGAGCUGAUGGAGCCACACAAACCAGAGCGACAGGAUGAGAAAGAACGUAUUGAAGCACUGGGUGGCUUUGUUUCUCUCAUGGACUGCUGGAGAGUCAACGGGACCCUGGCAGUGUCUAGAGCCAUUGGGGAUGUCUUCCAGAAGCCCUAUGUGUCUGGUGAGGCAGAUUCAGCAUCCCGAGAGCUAACAGGCUCAGAAGACUACCUGUUGCUUGCCUGUGAUGGCUUCUUUGAUGUUGUCCCCCACCAAGAAGUCUCGGGUCUUGUCCACAGCCACCUGAUCAGGCAGAAGGGCAUCGGAUUGCAUGUUGCUGAGGAGCUAGUGGCUGUGGCCCGUGACCGGGGCUCCCAUGACAACAUUACAGUCAUGGUAGUCUUCCUUAAGGACCCCCGAGAGCUGCUGGAAGGUGGAGCCCAGGGAACAGGGGGUGCCCAAGCAGAUGUAGGAAGCCAGGACUUGCCCACUGGUAUCUCAGAACUUGAGACCAGUACCUCAACAAGAAGCUGAGUGGUCCAGGCCCCCAGCCCCACCCAACUCCUCCUGCCCCUGUGAUUCCCCCCUUCAAAGACCUUAGAUCCAGCAGGUGUAGUGGGCAGGGGUGCAUACCCUCACAGCAUCCCCUUAGCACCCCAGCCCUUCAUGAUGCCUGCCACAGUCUGUCUGCACAACUGCAGAACUGCAGUAGGCAGCUAGUGGGUCUCAGAAGGAAGCAUAGGAAAAUGACCUCACCAAAGAGAAGAUGGCUGAGGUGGUCCCAGCGGGAUGGGGCUGAGGACAGAAACCACGGGCACCUGGUGGCAUCCUAACCAAAAACACAGGUCAGGUCUUAGACCUUUACAGGGACCUUUCAGGCCCAUCCUGGGGUAAGGUCUGCAGCCAGGUAUCUGGCCUGGGCUUGUGGCUUCUCACUGUACCACAGCUGGGAGGAGCACCAGGGAACUGACCCACUGCCACUCUUAGCUGAGUUCUAAGAGGUCUUAUAGACCUCUUUCCCUUGAGCAUCCUAGAGAGGCGAAGUCAGACGUGUGUGUUGUUUGUAUACUUAGAGUUAUUGCAAGGAAAGGUCUAAUCCAGAAUCAGUAUUCAGGUUUUAUCAUGUUUUAUCAGUGCCAAGCUGACCCACAAGGUCAUGUAAUUUAAGCUAAGCUUAGCAUUUAUUUUAUUCCUGAAAACUUAAGUAUUUUACUUUUUUAUGUAUUCAUGAAGACAUUUGCAGUAUUACUGGGUUUUUUGUUUGUUUGUUUGUUUGUUUGUUUUGUUUGUUUUUUUUUCUAAAUCAGGAUGGAAACAAACUUUUCAGGUUGUGUUAAGCCACUUAAGUGCCUUAAUCAGCUCUGGCAUAGAUGAGGGCUGCUGGGGCCUUACAUGGAUCCUGAUGGAUGUGUUCAGGUUCCCAAGAAGGCAGCACUUGCUGUGGGGAGGUCCUUAUGUGCUUCUGGGAACCUCAGAACUUCCUUGAAGUGAUCAGCAGAGGCUGUGACUGUGGGCAUCCAGGGUGACAGUGGCCUCCUUGCCCACCCUUGAGGUCCGGCUGGAUCCCACCUAGGAAGAUCUUACUGCCUUUGGACUAGAAGUUUCAGAUCUUAGUAUAUUUGUCAUCACAUUGAGUCAUGAGGACAGUGCAUAGUUAAGGAACUUCGGCCAGCCCAGAAGUACACCUCCUUGGGCGCAAGCAGUCUGCCACCACGGUCACCACCUAUCUCCUGUGGCUGGUGUCCUUCCCUACUGGACUCUGUCCUCUCUACCUGAGCAACAUGAAAGAAUGCCACAUUCCUAGAGCAGUGGGUGGGAGGUGCAGCAGUGAUGCCUGGGUGCUUGGAGAGCUGUGGUGUAUAAAAUCAGGCAAGGAAGCCAGGCCGAGGGAAGGACACCCAGAGCAGAAGGACUAGGGAGGCCCCCGGGAGGCCCCAGUGUGAGUCAAGACUGCUCCAUGCAGACACCAGCAGGUCCAGAGGACAAUGGGUGGCUUAGCAGAGGCUCAGGGAGUGCAGAUUUGGAAGAAGCUUGCCUCUGAGGUCCCCAUAGAGAGGAUGAUAGUCCAUGGGUAGAGAACAGAGCCUCAGCAAGGUUUGCAGAGCUUUGCUCAGCACCCCUAAACCCUCUCUUGAAAGAAACAAGGGCACACAUGCUUUUGAUCCUGAGACAAGCACACUGCCCAGCAGUGUGGGGAGAGCAGAGCCACCUUUGGUUGGGCACACUACCUGAAUGCUUGGCCUUCACCCAUUCCCACAGCAGGAAUGGAGGAGUUGAGACCAUGUAGUUGAUUCCUUGGUCAAAGUCUCCUGAUAGGAAGCAUCCUAAACACUCAGAUAAUUGCCCACUAUAAGUGACUGGGUAUUGCUCAAUGUGAAGGCCCGGUGCCCUCAGCUCAGGAGUGUGGUUGUUGGUCCAGCCUGCCUGUAACAAUGACUUUGAUAGAGGGAGAUAUUGACUUUGGUUUUCUCCCCUUUUUGCUAAUCUUAUUCUGUUCAUUGCUGGUAAGAGUGGUAUUUAGGCCUACAGAGAUGUCCCUUGGUGGUCUGAUUCAUACUCACAUAUAAGGUUGUGCCAGAAGUCAAGGCCUCAGUGUAAAGGGAAGCCCCUUUCCAGGCUUCUCUGAGUGCCUCCCCUUCCCCUCAGUCCAUCUGCAGUGGUGAUAGCCAACCCCCUGCUGGGCAGUAGUCUAGAACCAACGUUAGGCGCUGCUCCAUCCUUACCUAGUGACCAAGAGAGAGCACAUUCUCCUGCUGUUGAGGGCUGGCCUUGUGCUAGCUCAUAGACACAGAGAAGGACUCUAUUGUCUUGACUGGAGCUGCCGAAUCUAGCCUACAAGAGGAUCCCCUGACCAGAGUCGUCAUCUUAAGUCCCAGCUUUGCCACCAUCUCAUUGCAUGAGCUGAACAAGUCACUGUACCUCUCUGGCCUCAGUUACCCUUUGGUAAGGCACGGAGAGGAUGCAUAGCAUUACCAGUCCUUCCAACCUGGAAUUUUAGGGGCUGCUCGAGGUGAGCAGCUGCCGGAGCAGAAGAGCCCAUCCUCCACCAGCAGUAGAGAGGGGUUAAGUAUUAUUAGUGUCUAUUCUUAAAAUGAAGUGGGCUGGGAAAGAGCUGAGUUACAGAUGCCAGUGUCUUGCAUGGAUACAAAAGCUAAAGUGGUCGGGCUGCCUCCCAGUGAAGCCAUAGGCGUAGGAGGUGGGAGGGCACAGGCAGGCUUGAAGGUGUUUAGUCAGGAACCAGGAUAGGAAGUGCUAUGUCUUAAGGGGUGUGGAAGCAAGGCAUCUGCAGUAUAGCUUUAGGAGUCUCAGGACUUGUGAUAGGAGAGGCAGAGGUACCUGGAGGUCUUGGGGAAGACCCGGCACUCACCGGGAUCUGUCGCCCCUGCCCUCUUGGGUCCUGCAUGCAGUCCCCCCACCCAUGGUAGGUUUCAGCAUGGCUGUCCUGGCUACCUCAGCUGUAUUCUCAGGGCCAGAAGGACGGCCCUAGCCAUGCUGUAGGGAAGCCAGGCCAACUUUAUGUAAAGCAAGCUGUGUUUCUGGCUUGAUUCUGCCUCCGUAGUGUCCAGGGGUCAUCUUCAGGAGUCCUGUGCUUUCACUGAAUUCUGCAGCUUUACCAGACACACUGAGCUUUGCCAGUUACAUGCAUUGUGGGCCUUGCCAAGGGUUUAUUUCAGGGGCCUUCCUGGGAGUCAUAUGCAACAGCGAGUCUUGUUCUAAGAUAUCAUGUUUCUCUAAUCUUAGGGACAAGCGCCAGCAUGAUGAGCUCAGGACAGCCUCCUGGGGCCCAUUGUACUGGUGUCAAUAAACACGUAUUCAAGACAGCUGAA